Molecule: messenger RNA, 477 nt
Organism: Sordaria macrospora k-hell
Lineage: Eukaryota; Fungi; Ascomycota; Sordariomycetes; Sordariales; Sordariaceae
Source: RefSeq, a predicted model, not a curated record
AUGUCACGAAACGGCUAUGCGAGGAGAAAGACAGCAGAAGAGUGGUCGAAGCGCCUGGAGGACAUGUUAUGUGACAAGGAUAGUAUAACGUAUACGCUCCAUGACCUUUUCGAAGAGAUCGACAAGCGAGUUGCCCCAGUUUGGGGCAGCAACGACCGCAGUAUUGUGUGGCAAGUAUACUUUGUCGCGGCUCUCAGAAAGCUUAUUAAGCGCAUGAACUCACCAGUAAAAGCCGCCGCAACCCCCAAUGGCAAAAAUGAGGCUAGCAAGCCCGUCGAUACUUCUACCACCGACACGACCUUCAAAGUCGACACCGAAGGCGACUACAAAGCCCGCAUCGUUGAAGAUUGCACUACCAAGAUCUUUGAGUUCACGUUGAACGGUCCGGCGACCGUCAUGGUCCAGAUUACAACUACUGAGACUGCUGCCGCCCGCAGUGCCGCUCAGCUGGGUGCCCUUUCCAUUCGGAAGAAAUAA